CAGCCAGCCGCUAGCCAGCCAGCUAGCUAGCGGCUGGCUAGCGGCUAAUCGCGAAUGCUAAAAGAAAUCCGCUUGCUCGUGUUAGCGAGUCAGCGGGAUACUCGGUUUGUUCAUAAUGUUCUUCUCAUGGUUCUCCACAGAUUUGCCCUCUCGUUUUGAAGCCAGUAUGCUAUCUGCCAACGACAGCGGAGCCCGUCUCACGCAGUUCAAAAACAAAGGGAAAGACGCCAGCGAGCUGAGACGCAGGAGGGUGGAAGUCAACGUUGAGCUCCGGAAAGCGAAGAGGGAGGAACAGAUCCUUAAGAAAAGGCAUGUCAACAGCCUUCCCGAUGAGCCAACCUCUCCGCUCCAAGAAGUGGAUCCAAAUGCACAGCCUCCUCAGCACUGGUCAGUGGAGGAGAUUGUAGCUGGUGUAAAUAGCCAGAGUCUGGAUUAUCAACUGCACGCAACACAGGCAGCCAGAAAGCUCCUUUCCAGAGAGAAGAACCCACCUAUCGACAACAUUAUUGCAGCUGGCCUCAUCCCCAGGUUCGUCAGCUUUCUAGCCCUGUCCGAAUGCCCCCCAAUCCAGUUCGAGGCAGCCUGGGCACUGACCAACAUUGCCUCUGGCACCUCAGAGCAGACCACUGCCGUGGUGGAUGGAGGGGCCAUUCCAGCUUUCAUCAUUCUGGUGGCCUCGCUGCACCCUCACAUCAGUGAGCAGGCCAUCUGGGCCCUGGGCAACAUUGCUGGUGAUUGCGCCAACUACAGAGACCAGGUGAUACAACACGGUGGCCUCCAGCCAGUACUGACUCUGUUGAUGGGCCUGGACAUGGCAGCAUUUCCUUCUGGAUACCUGCGUAAUAUCACCUGGACACUGUCUAACCUGUGUCGGAACAAGAACCCCGCCCCACCUCUGGUUGCGGUGCAGCAGCUGUUGCCGGCCUUGGUGCGCCUCCUGCACCACAAUGACCAGGAGGUGCUGGCUGACACCUGCUGGGCUGUGUCCUACCUGACUGAUGGACCCAAUGAACGGAUAGAAGUGGUGGUGCGGUCUGGCCUGGUGCCCCGUCUGGUUCAGCUCUUGGCCUGUGAAGAUCUCUCCAUUGUGUGUCCUGCCCUGCGAUCAUUGGGCAACAUUGUGACAGGAACAGAUGAGCAGACGCAAAGCGUGCUCAGUGCAGGUGCCCUGGCUCUGUUCCCUGGCUUGCUGCGCCACCCCAAGUCCAACAUUCAGAAAGAGGCGGCCUGGACAGUGUCCAACAUCACCGCUGGCAAGGACAGCCAGAUCCAGGAGGUCAUCAAUGCAGGCCUGGUGCCAAUCCUGGUGGAAAUCCUCCAACAGGGAGACUACAAAGCCCAGCAGGAGGUGGUGUGGGCUGUCACUAACUACACAAGCGGCGGCACCAUCGAGCAAGUGGCCCACCUGAUCCAGUGUCAAGUGUUCGGGCCUCUGCUAAGCCUUCUGACCGUCCAAGACACCAAGAUCGUCUUGGUCAUCCUAGAUGCCAUCAGGAACAUCUUGCUGACGGGAGACAAACUUGGGGAGACUGAGAACAUAUGCCUGAUGAUCGAGGCGUGUGGGGGUCUUGACAAGAUUGAAGCGCUGCAGUCUCACGACAAUAAAGCCGUCUACAAAGCCUCAUUCAAAAUCCUAGACAAAUACUUCUCUUCAGAGGUGGAAGAGGAAGAGUUCAUGUCUCCUGAGACCAACAGUAAUGGCUAUGCCUUCCGGGUCGCAGACAGUAACGGCACUUUUGACUUGUAAAGUGUUCAGUUUACCUGUUGCAGAAAGGAGACUCAUGGUCAUGCCUGUUUGCACAUGAAACCAAUCGUUGGUGUCGGUCGUUAUGCAGCCGCACUGGUUUGUAAGGUUGGGACGUGGACACCUGCAGUCAGCAGACUGACGAAGUCACUUAUGCCCCCUUUCCACUACAUGGUACCGGCUCGGCUCGACUCGCAGUGUUGUUUUCCAUUACCGUAACAGUACCCAUCAGUGUAGCUGGUCUGCAUUGAUUUUGGUACCCGCUCCAGUUUUUUUGGUACCUUGACCAGGGUGGUGCCAGAAAAGUGGUAAAGGUUACCAAAAUGCCGGUACUUUCCAGUAAUGGAAAAUGAAAAAGUGGAGUUGAGCCGGUACCAUGUAGUGGGAAAGGGGCAUUAUUAGAUGAGUGAUGAAACCUUUCUGCCACUAAACGUGGUGUCCAGAUGAUUCAACUUCCUGUGAUUUGCUGACCUGGAUUGUUGAGCAGGCGUAAAGACGUUUGACCUGUUGAUGUUUUUUACACGGUAUAUUUUUGUAUUUGUUUAACGGGCAUCAUAUUUCAUACUUGUACAUAUCGGUAGAAAGGGAGAUAACACACGUUAAUGAAGCAUUUGUAAAUAAAUUUUA
Messenger RNA from Lampris incognitus (smalleye Pacific opah), 2371 nucleotides. Its product is annotated as importin subunit alpha-1-like. Gene Ontology annotation, biological process: NLS-bearing protein import into nucleus. Gene Ontology annotation, molecular function: nuclear import signal receptor activity; protein binding. Gene Ontology annotation, cellular component: nucleus; cytoplasm. The record is from RefSeq and is a predicted model, not a curated record. Bases 116 to 1747 code for a protein of 543 amino acids. The transcript has 10 exons. NCBI's taxonomy places the organism in Eukaryota, Metazoa, Chordata, Actinopteri, Lampriformes, Lampridae.